AUGAAUGACCUUGUGUUUGUGAUGUACAACUUGAAGUUGAGAGAGAGACAAAGGCAAAGGCAACGUGUUAUUGAAGAAAUUCCUUUUGAGAAUUUGCCUUCAGAUGAUGAAUGGGUGACAGAGAGAGAAAAUCCAACUCUUCCAAGAGAAAAUAGCUGGUUACGAGUUCUAGAUGACAAUCCCAAAUGUGACACUUCAGAUGAAGAGGGAAAUGAAGAUGAUGAAAUUGAAAUACUUACAAGAAAUGUGCAGAGAGUUUAUGAUCAUGAAGAUCGUCAAACCCAUGUCCGUCGAAGACAAGUUAAUAAAAUGAAAGAGAUUCAUGUUAUUGAUGAGGAUGAUGGGCCUUCAACUGAAUUUGACCGCCAAGAUGAUGAUUAUCUUGAUAUGGUUCCCGAAACUGAUCUUCAAAUGGGAACUAAUGAUUUGGAUGAUACUAAUUUGGAUGGUGAUGAAGAUAAUGCCGAAGAUGAAUUCCAAGAGAAUUGGGAUGGUGAAGAUGAUUGGGAAAAUAAUGAUUUUGAUAAUAUGGAUUAUGGGAAUAAUGAAUUUGAUUCAAACGAUGAAAAUGAUUGGUUAUAA
Coffea eugenioides is the source of this 582-nucleotide messenger RNA. RefSeq names its product protein PFC0760c-like. The transcript is spliced from 2 exons. NCBI's taxonomy places the organism in Eukaryota, Viridiplantae, Streptophyta, Magnoliopsida, Gentianales, Rubiaceae. The record is from RefSeq and is a predicted model, not a curated record. The coding region runs from base 1 to 582 and encodes 193 amino acids.